CAAAACUGGAAAGACACGUGGGUUAAAAAAGUCUAGUAUGGGAUUAGAGUUAGGAGAGGCCGGGGAUGGAGUCGAUGCUGUUAGCCCUUUGCCUGGUUUCUUUCAGUUUGGUUGAUUAGCAAUUGGGAAUUAUUUCAUUAUUCUUUUUUUAUCUUCGGGUCGCAUGGCCCCUUAUUAAGAGAUAUAAUUUUUUUGGUCGUCCCCUGCUAAAGUUUUGAAAAAUAGAACUUGUGCUGAAAGAGAACGCAAGCUUUGCAGUCAGUUCUGAAUCCUACUGCCUCCUAAUAGAGACUAACAAUGGAUACCCAGAAGGACGUUCAACCCCCAAAGCAGCAGCCAAUGAUAUAUAUCUGUGGAGAAUGUCACACAGAAAAUGAAAUAAAAUCCAGGGAUCCAAUCAGAUGCAGAGAAUGUGGAUACAGAAUAAUGUACAAGAAAAGGACUAAAAGAUUGGUGGUUUUUGAUGCUCGAUGAAACAUGGAAUUCAGAGGAAUAUCUUUAUAUUUGGAUUUGCUGUUAAUGUUGUAUAGUUUUUGAUUAGUGUACCUACAUUUAUGAAUACAACUAUAUAUAUACAAUUUCACUUUAAAAACCAUGUUGUAUUGAGGGAUCUAUUAAUAGCUUACAUAAAGAAAUUAUUUCUUGUUCAAUUACAUGAUUUGUAAUUUGAUUUUAUUGUAUAUGUCACCUGACACAACAUUGAAAGUGCUUCCCCAAACCACACUUUUAAUCAAAACUUAGAAUCAUUGGGGCUCUUGUUAAAAAUAAAGUUUUCUAGGGCUUUCUAAUGAUUUAAUUAAGUAAGUUCCUUGAACACUGCUGUUUUAUAUCAUCAACUAUUUGUAAAAUCUCCAGCAUUAUUUUGAAGAGUAUACCAAUGUGCACACUGUCAGUGUGCGUACAUCAUUUUGAGUUACAUUUUGUUACUUGAAGUAGGCCUUUCUGUCUUUGUAUAUAAUGCCUGUCUAUUUUUUAAAUCUCGAGUAAAGGAAAAUAAACUAA
This is a messenger RNA of Pteropus alecto (black flying fox), 1002 nucleotides long. It is a transcript of the gene POLR2K, whose product is annotated as RNA polymerase II subunit K. The transcript has 4 exons. NCBI's taxonomy places the organism in Eukaryota, Metazoa, Chordata, Mammalia, Chiroptera, Pteropodidae. Gene Ontology annotation, biological process: DNA-templated transcription. The record is from RefSeq and is a predicted model, not a curated record. Gene Ontology annotation, molecular function: zinc ion binding; DNA-directed RNA polymerase activity; DNA binding. Gene Ontology annotation, cellular component: RNA polymerase I complex; RNA polymerase III complex; RNA polymerase II, core complex. The coding region runs from base 298 to 474 and encodes 58 amino acids.